AUGGCGUCGAAGGCUUCGCCUUCAGCUUCUGCCAAUAGAUCGGAGCCUCACCAGGAACCUCCGAUGACAGCAUCACAAGAAAACAUGGAUGUAACCCGGAAGGAGAUUUCAUUGAUCAUAGAUUCCCUAAAGAAGCAAGUUGUUUCUAACCGGGGUACUUCCAUUAAGAAAAGAAUGGAGGAAAACAGGCAGAGGUUGGCUGGUGUCACUAGCAAUUUGUAUAAAUUGUCAAUGGAAAGAGGAAGUAAUAGGUUUAUUGAUAUUGGCAAAAGUGUAGAUCUAUUGACAAAGAGGCAAAAAGAUGCAUUUGCCUUGCAAAAUGGAAUUGAUGUAAGUAAGGAUGGCUCUCAAGAAGAUGGCCAUGGGUCCACAGCAGUUCUUCUAGAAUCUAAUGUUGCAGUCAAGAGUUCUGUUCGUCCUAUCAAGCUUCCGGAAGUUAAAAGACUACCUCCUUAUACUACAUGGAUAUUUUUGGACAGAAACCAAAGGAUGACAGAGGAUCAGUCAGUGUUAGGUCGAAGAAGAAUUUAUUAUGAUCAAAAUGGAGGUGAAGCUCUUAUAUGUAGUGAUAGUGAGGAGGAGGCAGUUGAUGAAGAAGAUGAAAAGAGGGACUUUGUUGAAUCUGAAGACUACAUACUUAGCAUGGCUAUAAAAGAAGUUGGCUUCUCUGAUCCAGUGCUGGAGUCAUUAGCACAGUGUUUCUCUAGAAGUCCUUCUGAAGUCAAGGCAAGAUAUGAUACUCUCGUAAAGGAAGAGGAGGCUGUGGGGGGUUGUAAAACUACGGAUAAUGAAGACAUUUCACAAAAUGGGAAUUAUUUUCUUGAUAAAGAUCUAGAUGCAGCUCUGGAUUCAUUUGACAACCUAUUUUGUCGUCGAUGCCUUGUGUUUGAUUGCAGAUUACAUGGAUGUUCACAGGAUCUUGUCUUUCCUGCUGAGAAACAACCUUCUUGGAGCUCUCCGGAUGCCGAAAAUGCAUCAUGUGGUCCAAAUUGCUAUCGAUCAGUACUGAAAUCUGAAAGAAUUGCUAGAGUGAGCUCUGGUGAUGUUGAAGAAAAAAAUGUCACAUCAUUAGAUGGUGCUCAAAUGUCAACGAGAAAGAAGUCUUCUGUUAUAUCUGCUAGAAAGAAGGUAAAGUCUGGCCAAAGUGAAAGUGCUUCAUCUAAUGCAAAAGCCAUCUCAGAAAGCAGUGAUUCAGAGAAUGGACCCAGGCAGGAUGCUACUCAUCAUCAAACACCCUCAAAGACUAAGCUAGCAGGAAAAAGUGGAAUUGGCAAGAGGAACAGCAAGAGAGUUGCAGAGCGUGUUCUAGUUUGCAUGCAGAAGAGGCAGAAGAAAAUGGUGGUUUCUGAUUCUGAUUCCAUUGUUAAUGCUGGUCUUUGUCCAAGUGAUAUGAAGCUUAGAUCAAAUUCAUGCAAAGAUAAUGAAGACACUAGUUCUUCUUCACAAAAGAAUCUGAAAUCUUCUACCAGUGGAGGGUUUAGGAGGAAGGAAUCACCUACUAAGGGCAGACACAAAGUAGUUCAGGUCGAUGUUCUUGAUGGUUCAUCAGAUGAGAUAAUCGCUGAUCCACCUGGUACUAGUAGUGAUGACAAUUUGAGGAAAGAAGAGUGUGUGGAUGAAAACAUUUAUAAACAAGAAUUAAGUGAUGAUAAAACAUGGAAAACUAUUGAAAAAGGCCUUUUCGAUAAAGGCAUAGAGAUUUUUGGCAGGAACAGCUGUUUAAUAGCAAGGAACCUUUUAAAUGGUAUGAAAAAUUGCUGGGAGGUUUUUCAGUAUAUGAAUUACUCAGAGAGUAAGAUGUCCUGCCAAGAAGGUGAUGCUGCAAAUUCCCUUGUUGAAGGACAUUCCAAGGGUAAUAAUGAAGCAAGAAGAAGAUCAAGAUUUUUACGUAGAAGGGGUAGAGUUCGUCGCUUGAAGUAUACUUGGAAAUCUGCUGCUUACCAUUCUAUCAGGAAACGAAUUACUGAGAGAAAAGAUCAGCCUUGCAGGCAGUAUAAUCCAUGUACUUGCCAAACAGCUUGUGGAAAGCAGUGUUCUUGUCUACAAAAUGGGACUUGUUGCGAGAAGUACUGUGGGUGUCCUAAGACUUGCAAGAAUAGAUUUAGGGGCUGUCAUUGUGCGAAAAGUCAAUGCCGGAGUCGUCAGUGCCCCUGCUUUGCUGCGGACAGGGAAUGUGAUCCGGAUGUUUGUAGGAAUUGCUGGGUCAGUUGCGGUGAUGGGUCCCUUGGGGUUCCAAACCAAAGAGGUGACAAUUAUGAGUGUAGAAAUAUGAAGCUACUUCUGAAACAACAACAGAGGGUCUUACUUGGAAGAUCUGACGUAUCUGGCUGGGGUGCUUUCUUAAAGAAUAGCGUCGGCAAGCAUGAAUACCUUGGUGAGUAUACUGGGGAGUUGAUCUCACAUCGGGAAGCAGAUAAGCGUGGAAAAAUAUAUGACCGUGAAAAUUCAUCAUUUCUCUUCAAUCUGAACGAUCAGUUUGUCCUUGAUGCCUAUCGAAAGGGUGACAAAUUGAAGUUUGCCAACCAUGCUCCAGAUCCGAAUUGUUAUGCAAAGGUCAUUAUGGUUGCUGGAGAUCAUAGGGUGGGCAUAUUUGCCAAGGAACGGAUUACUGCAGGAGAGGAACUUUUCUACGAUUAUCGUUAUGAGCCGGAUAGAGCUCCUGCCUGGGCUCGGAAGCCUGAGGCAUCGGGAUCCAAGAAGGAUGACGGUGCUCCUUCAAGUGGUCGUGCAAAGAAGCUUGCUUAA
This is a messenger RNA of Prunus armeniaca (apricot), 2745 nucleotides long. NCBI's taxonomy places the organism in Eukaryota, Viridiplantae, Streptophyta, Magnoliopsida, Rosales, Rosaceae. The record is from the annotation of a GenBank genome assembly.